Molecule: messenger RNA, 6033 nt
Organism: Haliotis rufescens (red abalone)
Lineage: Eukaryota; Metazoa; Mollusca; Gastropoda; Lepetellida; Haliotidae
Product: proprotein convertase subtilisin/kexin type 5-like
Exons: 3
Coding region: 156-2108 (650 amino acids)
Source: RefSeq, a predicted model, not a curated record
UACCGUAAUGCUUCUCGACUGUUUGUUUCUCCGUAUUCGCUCGACUAAUGGCGUCACCGCUGAUACUGACAUGGAUUUAAAAAUAGAUUUCUGGGAAGACCACAUUCAAUGUUUGUUUUGACAACCGCCAUCGAAGGUACGUGUAACGGUAUCUAAUGCAGCACAUGCAAGCCAACCUGAAUAGCAAGGCGAAUAACCGUGGAACACAUCUAAUUAUAAGAAGGUUCUACAAACAGCACACCAGUGUCAUGAUUAAGAUGUCAGGCUUCAUGGUACUUGGAUGUCUGUUUCUCUUGUUUCAUUUACACGAAUAUUCUGCUCAAUACUGUGCGGAGGGAUAUGUACGUGUACGUGCGGGCUGGGUUAAGUGUACACUAAAGAAAACCUGUCAGGAAAGAGGUUUCGUCAUUCAUAAUGGCUUCUGUCGUCGAUCCUGUCCGAGGGAUUUUUACAUUUCUCAAAAUGACCGAACCUGUCACAAAACAUGUCCGUAUGACACAGUUGUGAACGGCUCCUACUGCUUCACUUCUACACAAUGUACAGACAUGGAUAUGUUCGUGUAUAAUGGCGGAUGUGUUGAAUCCUGCCUACCAGAGACCGUUGUCACAAUGUCAGGUGUUUGUGUUCAUAAUUGUCCAAAUGAAACAAUCACCAAUACUACUCACUGCAUUAAUCCUAAUAACUGCACUGAAGCUGGAAAAGUAAUCUACAAUAAGACAUGUAUGGACAACUGCCCACCCGGAUCUCCGUAUGUUGUUUCUGGAGCUUGUGCCUCAGACUGUCCGCCUGACAAAGUGUUAUACCAUCACCAGUGUAUAACACAACACGGGUGUAUACAGGAAGAAGGCAAACUUAUUCAAGGUAGAUCAUGUGUGGAGUCCUGCUCCCGAGACACCCCGAACUUGUAUGAAGGAAGAUGUCACACAGAAUGUCCUUCAGGAACUGUGCUCAAUGCUUCACUGUCUACAUGCCUUGUAGAUUCUGUCUGUGCAGACAGGGGACAAUUCAUACACAAUAAAACAUGUAUUGCAGAAUGUCCACGGUACGUAAGUGGUAAAGCAUGUGUUGACGAAUGCCCUGAAGGAAAUGUGUUGCAUCACAAAGAGUGCAUUACAAUUACAAGGUGUACAAGUUUUAACUAUCUGUAUAUGAUUGUGUUUAAUGGCACUUGCGUUACAUCCUGUCCAGAGGAAGCACCAAAUAUAUACUCAGAUUAUAUGUGCUAUGCAGUCUGUCCGCGGAACUACGUUGCGGAGGACUGGCGCUGUGUAUCUAAAUGCAGUUCAGACAGGGGACAAUUCAUACACAAUAAAACUUGCGUUACAAGUUGUCCUGCUACAGCACCCCUUUUUAAUAUUGACGGUUUUGGAAUGAAAUAUUGUUUGUCAAUAUGUCCUGCCAAAACGGUUAUCAACGAUAAACAAUGCAUAAGCGAUAAGUCAUGUAAAUCAAAACAGAUGGUAAUAUUCAAUGGAGCUUGUCUAGCCACAUGCCCCGAAGAGGCACCAUUUAAUAGUCGUGGGGUCUGUCACCAGCAAUGCCCUCAAGGCCAAAGAGCAGGUGACACUGAAUGUAUUGAGUGUGAAUCAGAUAAACUCAUAGAUGGCAAGGAAUGUAUCUAUAAGUUUCAAUGUCAAGCAAGAAAAAAGUUUCAUCAUCAGGGCAAGUGUCUCUUAUCCUGCCCACAUGGGACGAUAGAAAACAAAUAUGUCCUUGGGAACACGUGUCUAGCACAACCAGACCUCCCAUUACUACUGACACUGCUAUUUGUCGCAAUUUUGGUCUGCAUCAUCAUCUGCAUCUGCAUGACGAUUCCAAGGAAUGGAAUAGGAACACAGAGCAAAGGAAUAAAGGCGACAUUGACCACCAAGAACAGGCACCAAGUUUAUAAAAACCAUGGUUUUGAAGAACACGAAGUGGGCGAAUGCAGUAAUGAUACCAAUGAGGUCAAUAUUGGACCAUUCCGUCAACGUGGCAAUGAAGGAGCUGAUGACGUUGACGUUGUGGCUACAGACGAAAAUGACCAAUAUGACAUCACUCAUAUAAAAAGCGAUGACCUUGUGGAUAUCCUGAAUGAAAUGGAGCAGGGCAGUCAAAGUGAAACAUAACAUUAUAUCUACGACAUUUAAUUCUUGUGUUACAGCAAAGUAUUAACAAAGAUUAAUCAAUGGUAUCAGUGAUAUGUCAUAUUAGUAAGACAGGCAGAUGUAUUUAUAUAAUUCUGUAUAAUGGGCAAUAGCCAUAGUAGUAUAGUCAUUUGCAUUCAACUGAGUACACGGGCACAUUGAGGGUACAUCAAACUGUAUUUCCUCCGUGAUAAGCCAACAACACAUAAUAUACCAGUGUACUACAAAGUCUUUACAUUCAGAAGAUGAUGUAGCUUCAUUCAUUUUCAGUUUCAUGAACCCCCACACAAAUCCAACGCCAGAUUAAAAUAAUAUGUUUCUAAUACAUCUAACCCAUUUAAACGUCCAUUUCCAUCGAUGAUCAUAACACUACUAGGCUCCUAUAGUAAUAAUGUUUCACCAAUAUUCCACUGCCUUUACACUGUAAGUAAGUACGAUUCAUGGUUAAUCGAUCAGUUCAUACAUACGUUGUUACAGCUAUUAUCACUAGAACAUGGGUUUUUUAAUACAUACUAAGUAUGUGUUCAAGGUUUUUGUUUUCAUUUCCACGCGUCCCUCUGUGUUGAUAGGCAUCCCCGUGAAACGGAACUACUUUCAGGUAUCUUUGGAAAUGGACUCCCGCCACUGCCGAUGAUUUUUCCAAUCUCUGCUACGCAUUUAAACACAAAAGUAUUGACAUGGAGUUCUCCCAAAUGACCUUGGAAAAUUCUUUUGGCACUAACCACGAAACAGUCAAAGGUCAAGAUUGGGAAAGCCUCGAAAUGUAUUUUCCCCGUGAACAUCGGGGUUAAUUGGUCCUCAGUAAUCCAUUCUUGUAUAUCAUUUCACGGAUGGGGCAUUGCUUUCAAAAAAACAUUUUGUAAUGAUUAGCUAAAUGUCAAGGUUAGCGUUCAAGGUUUUUAGUAAAUUCUUAUUCCAUUCUUUCUUAAGAAACCCGCAGACAUAAGAUGCCAUUUACCUUUAUGUCAAAGGGCAAAGGUUCUUUCGAAUUAUUGUCAAAAGUUGUAUCAUAAUUAUCUCUUGAAAACGGCGCAAAGAUUAUCAACAUAUAAGGACACCCUGAGAUGGAUUUAUUUUAUCUGGACCCGUGGUAAAGCCCAAGGUCACGAGAAAAUUCAUAUAAUGUCAUCAACCUCGUCAAGAAAUACAGCUUCUUCAUUACUUGCUUGAACCGUUUGUAAAGGUAAUCUCUUGACACAACUAUCCGCACACUGCAAUAAGAACAUAAUUCAACUGCAAUCAUUGAUCUACUUUAUGAAACAUGGAGAUAUUUAAAUAUUUUUUAUUCAGUUCAGUAUAUGAUAUUACAGAGUUAUACAUUGAGUAGCUCGCCAUGUGGAAUACUUAUUAGGUGUAGGUUACAUACCUAUACAGCAAAUUUAAGUUGGAUACAGGUGUACAACAAUGUUUACAAAUGGUGAAACGGGCAGGCUACAUUUGCCAUGUUUAGUGUGAAGCUAAAUCCUUACAGCCCAUUAUUGGAAAUUGUUCAUGUUUUAAAAAAAAGAGACAUAUUAACCAGACAAUUCAUUUGCCAUAUUGUGUCAAACUGUCUUAUUGUAUUGUUUUUGUGUGUAAUUGAUUUCUCUAUCCGAAAUAUAUCAAUUAAAGUCUUCAGAAACUUUUCAAGUGACACUUUGUUUUUCUUAAUACUUGUAUAUAUUUUUAUAUGUAUAUAUCUUUUGCAUGCCAGUAUGAUGUGAUUUAACAGAAUGUUAGAGUUGUACCCAAGUAAAAUAGAGCAUUUUGUAAAUGUAAAUUGUUUUGAACAUUUUGCAUUCAGAAAACAUUCAAAUUUAGCCCAAAACUCUUUAACAUGCUUACAAUCCGAAUAUACAUAAAGUAAGGAUUCAGCAUCAGUGCCAGAAAAUGAGCACAGAUCAUCAUCGAGAAUUUUCAUUUUAAACAAUUCUUUCUUUGUAUAGAUGAUGCGAUUAAUAAAUGUAUUCUGAAAAUCAAGUAAUUUUACAUCUUUUGUACAUUUUCUGUAUCUGAUAAAAACAUCCUUCCAUGAUAUAUCUAAGUCGAGAAUGGUAUCCCAUUUUUCAAAGACUGUUGGGAGAUUUGCUGUAGUUAUAGUCUUAUCAUAAAAAUACCUGGAGCCUUUAGGCGCUACAAGUAAGUCCAUCAAAAUUGUAUUUAAAUGUUUAUUAUAUAAGAUAAUGUGAUUAUUUCUAAUAGUAUCUUUCCAGGAUUUUGGCAUGUUUAAUAGAACUUGGUAAUAGUCAAUAAUUGUGCCUUUAAUUGGGUAUUUUCUUUUAAGUUCAUAUUAGGGCAUUAUAUCAUCUUUAAAGAGUAAAUUCCCUUUAACAACCAGUUACUUAUAAUGAAAUCGGUUUUUUUUUAAACUAAUGAUUACACCAAAAAGGUUCUGUUUGUGGAGUUUGUUUUGUGUCUUCUAUACAGUGUUCCCCAAGCAGUCAAAACAUCUCUCCAGUAAGGGUUAGCUAAGUGUAUACAAUAUUGGCCCCAAGUAGGAAUAUGUUUUUGGGUGGAAAGAUGCUAGGGUUAUUACAGUUUUUGUUUUGGAGAUGUUUUUUGAGAACUGACAGUUUUAGAGAAUUUAUAAAAGACCUUACCUCUAUCAUUCUCAGUCCGCCUUCGUCAUAUUUUCUAAUUAAAGUUGUUAGUUUUAUUUUGUUCCUUUUAGCAUUCCAGAUGAAUCUGUACAAUAUUUUGUUUAGUUCAUCAAUAAAUUCACUUGGAGGGUUUGGAAGAGAGGAAAAUAUUUGUACUGAGGUUGACAGGGCCAUGAUUUUGACAACAGUAAUUUUACCUAUCAAUAUUAAAUUCUUUUCCUCCAUUUCCCUAAAAUUUGAUUAAUAAUUUCAAUUCUCUUCUUUGUAUUGAUUACCCACAGAUUAUUUAAGUUCGAAUUAAGCUUUAUUCCCAAUAUGUCAAAGUCCCCACUGUGCCUGUCUAGCUUCACAUCCUGACAUGAUUUGAUGUCACAGCUUGUCAUUGAGCCUAUCCAUAUUGCUUUUGUUUUAUCAAUAUUGAUUUUUAAUCCUGACAUUUUAUAAAAUCAUUUGGGUGUCAAUCGCUGCACUUAAACUUUCGUCAUUCCCAUCUAGAAAUAUGUCAGUAUUAUCAGCAUAUUGUCCAAGUUUAUGUUCCACAUUAUUCAGUUUGAUACCUUUUAUUGCAUUAUUAUCACGAAUCAUUAUUCCCAACGUUUCUGCAACGAGCAUGAAUAGAUAUGGAGACAAUGGGUCUCCUUGUCCAUAUUGCUUUUCGUUACAGAAGAAUGUAGAAAGGUGUCCAUUUUGUAUGAUGCAAGAUGAAGUUUUAUUUAUUAGUGUGUGUAUCCAUUUUCUUAUGUUAGGUCCAAAGCCAAACAUGUCCAGUGUCAACAUGGUAAAUUGUUUUGAAACAGUACCAAAAGCUUUUUCAAAGUCUAUGAGUAAUAGUAAACCAGGCUUAUUUUGUAAUUUUGAUUCAAACAAAAUAUCACAAAGUAUUCGUUUGUUUUUGCUAAUACAUCUUCCAGGGAUAAAGCUAGCUAGGUUUCUGUGUACAAGAGUAUAAAGUGUUGUUUUAAUUCUGUUUGCUAUACAUGUACUCAUAAUUUUAUACAAUGAGAGAAAUUGGUCGCCAGUUUUUGAGUAGUUGUUUAUCUUUAGUGCCUUUAGGUAUACAGGUAAUGACACCUCUAUUCAUUGUUAGACUUAAAGUGUUAUUUCUAAAUGUUUCUGUAAUAUAUUUGUAUACCCAUAUUCCAAGUUCUUUCCAGAAAAAAUUGAAAAACUCUACAGGGAAUCCAUAAAUACCUGGGCUUUUGUUAUUUUUCAUAGAUUUUACGGCCUUUGUUAUUUCAUUCAUGUUAAUCAUGUCUUCUGAAUAAUCAAACUAUGAUUUACUAAGUUUUGGUGUCUUAAGUUUGUGUAAUAAAUUUUUGGAUUCAUUA